UUUCGCUGCAGAGUCAGCAGCUAGAUUCCAAUUGGACUUGGUGUACAGCGUACAAUUACAUGGCCAACAUCCCCCUUGUUAGUUGGGAUAUUCGGCGAUACAAGACUGUUCACUACUGCGCUCGGUCUUCGAGCAUUUUCUUCAGCUGCUCCAACUCCUUUUCCUUCUCGAUCAGGGUUGAGCGCCACUUCUGGUCUUCAGCGAGGACGGCUCGUUUGGCCUCCUCCAGGCGUUCCGCCUCUUCUUUCUCCAUUUGCAGCGUGAACUCGGGGGUGCCGCCUUUGCUGGCCUCCAGACUCGCCACAUUCGCGAGAUGGAAGGGCACAGGUUUUCUACGUGUGCGGACCAGGGGAGUGGGCGGGUGUUGAGAAUGGACGGGUCCUGCUCGUAUGGCAACG
Molecule: messenger RNA, 398 nt
Organism: Mycena citricolor
Lineage: Eukaryota; Fungi; Basidiomycota; Agaricomycetes; Agaricales; Mycenaceae
Source: the annotation of a GenBank genome assembly